Anopheles bellator is the source of this 416-nucleotide messenger RNA. Its product is annotated as structure-specific endonuclease subunit SLX4-like. NCBI's taxonomy places the organism in Eukaryota, Metazoa, Arthropoda, Insecta, Diptera, Culicidae. The transcript is spliced from 3 exons. Gene Ontology annotation, biological process: DNA replication; resolution of meiotic recombination intermediates; meiotic DNA double-strand break processing. The coding region runs from base 133 to 381 and encodes 82 amino acids. Gene Ontology annotation, molecular function: enzyme binding. The record is from RefSeq and is a predicted model, not a curated record. Gene Ontology annotation, cellular component: nucleus; Slx1-Slx4 complex.
AAUGGUGAAAAAAAUGCAAAGAUAAACCUAUUGGUUACUGUGCGCCACGACGCUACACGUCCACCGGUGUGCCCCUUUAGGUUGGAUCAUAAUGACCCGGACCUGUUCUUAUCUUCGAAGCCGCGCAAGAAGAUGGCAUGGUGUGCGGUUCCUCUACACGUAUCCUUUUUCAACUUGGUAUCGGAGAGCGAAGUGUUGCAGCGGCAGAUUUUACGUUACGAGCCGGUCAGCCUGGACAACAUUUAUGCGACCCUCAAGGACGCUGGCUUGCGAUAUGAAACAAAUGAUUUAAUAGCCUUUCUCGAUAAACACUGCAUAACGUUCCGAAGUGGGGCUUCCGGUGAAGGGGAACGCUCGAAAACGAGAGUAAAUUGUAGUUAAAAGUAAAAAUGUCCCUCAAAUAGCACCGUGAGCAG